Molecule: messenger RNA, 1239 nt
Organism: Apaloderma vittatum (bar-tailed trogon)
Lineage: Eukaryota; Metazoa; Chordata; Aves; Trogoniformes; Trogonidae
Gene: TMTC4
Product: transmembrane and tetratricopeptide repeat containing 4
Exons: 9
Biological process (GO): protein O-linked glycosylation via mannose; endoplasmic reticulum unfolded protein response
Cellular component (GO): endoplasmic reticulum
Molecular function (GO): protein binding; mannosyltransferase activity
Source: RefSeq, a predicted model, not a curated record
AAAGCUGGGCUGUUAAGGAAGGGACUGCUUUUCAGGAUAACUCUUCUGAUGUCUGGAGGGGCCAGUAUACUUUAUAUACGCUGGAGGAUUAUGGGCACAGGGCCACCAGCUUUCACUGAAGUAGACAACCCAGCUUCGUUUGCAGAUAGUCUGCUUGUGAGAGCUAUAAACUAUAAUUACUACUAUUCGUUGAAUGCGUGGUUGCUGUUGUGUCCCUGGUGGCUGUGUUUUGAUUGGUCAAUGGGCUGCAUACCCCUCAUUAAGUCCGUCAGUGACUGGAGGAUAAUUGCACUAGCAGCACUUUGGUUCUGCCUAAUUGGUCUGAUAUGCCAAGCUCUGUGCUCAGAAGACAGCCAUAAGAGAAGAAUUCUUACACUGGGACUUGGAUUUCUUAUUAUCCCUUUUCUUCCUGCAAGUAAUCUGUUCUUCCGAGUAGGAUUUGUUAUUGCAGAGAGAGUCAUCUACCUCCCCAGUAUUGGAUAUUGUAUUCUGUUUACAUAUGGAUUUAGUCUCUUGAGCAAGCAAGCCAAGAAAAAGAAAAUUCUUGCUGUGGCAGUACUUGGAAUCUUGUUGAUAAAUGUUAUGCGCUGUGCACUCCGCAGCAGUCAGUGGAGGUCAGAAGAACAGCUUUUUAGGAGUGCCCUGUCUGUGUGCCCUCUGAAUGCAAAAGUACACUACAAUGUUGGCAAAAACCUGGCUGACAAAGGAAAUCAAAGUGCUGCAAUCAAAUACUACAGAGAAGCUGUGAGGUUGAAUCCUAAAUACGUACAUGCCAUGAACAACCUUGGAAAUAUUCUGAAAGAAAGAAAUGAGCUCCAAGAAGCAGAGGAGUUGCUGUCCUUGGCUGUACAAAUACAACCUGAUUUUGCAGCUGCAUGGAUGAAUCUAGGAAUAGUACAGAACAGUUUAAGAAGGUUUGAAGAGGCAGAGCAAAGCUACUGGACAGCAAUUAAACACAGAAAAAAAUAUCCAGAUUGUUACUACAAUUUAGGGCGGUUGUAUGCAGAUUUGAAUCGCCACAUAGAUGCAUUGAAUGCAUGGAGGAACGCUACAGUUCUGAAACCAGAGCAUAGUUUGGCUUGGAACAAUAUGAUUAUAUUGCUUGAUAACACAGGCAAUCUAGCUCAAGCAGAGGCAGUUGGAAGAGAGGCCCUGGAAUUAAUACCUAACGAUCAUUCCCUUAUGUUUUCAUUGGCAAACGUACUGGGGAAAUCACAAAAAUAUAAGGUAGGUAACUAG